Molecule: messenger RNA, 3642 nt
Organism: Acromyrmex echinatior (Panamanian leafcutter ant)
Lineage: Eukaryota; Metazoa; Arthropoda; Insecta; Hymenoptera; Formicidae
Molecular function (GO): calcium ion binding
Source: RefSeq, a predicted model, not a curated record
UGGGCCUUACUGAAUCUAUUCAUUUCUACAAUUUUUAUUAAGUUAUGUGAUACUUCUCGAACCAAUCGAACCCUAGAAUUUAAACGAACAUUCCCGCUCAUUUGAAAGAUCAAAAGGUAGGAAUCUGUAAAUAACGUUCCGAUGGUAAGAGCCCACUCUUGCCACUUUCCAAUUCUCCGCGAUCUCUUCUGAUCUCAAGCGAGUGGCGCCAACUGCGGAUAGCACGCGAGGCCGUAGAACAGGUUGCCGUCAAGCAGGCGCUUCGCUGGACCGUUCGCAGCAUCCGGGAGCUGCGCGCGAGUCUCGUAACGCGCGGGACCAAAUUGAAGGGAGCGAGAGAGAGAAAGAGAAAGAGAGAGGGAGGAGAGAGGAAGCGCGUUUCGAAACUCGAAAUCUAAAGAGAAGCACUCAGAGCCACGCGAGCGGCCGCGCGAUACGGUACAAGUAUUCGGAUGCCGGUGUGAACGACGUCACGUUAUGUGCAUUGAAAAACGUGCGAGCCACGCGAGGCUCGCUUGUGCCGUCUUGUUUCUCGUGGCGAUUACUCUACCGUUCGGACUCUGCCAAAAUGCACGUGGGACGUCCGGGGAUAGGAUGGCCUCGAAUCGUUCCGGUGACGGGUCGCACACUCUGGGAAUCCGUCGACAGUAUAGCGGGGACGCAUCUUUUGAGGGAAUGGAGACUCUCAAGGAAAACAGAAGGACGCUCUCGUCGCGAGGCGUUAUCAAGGAGCCAGAGAAGACGGAAGCGGAAGCGAAAGCAGAGGCCCGCGGCGAUGAACGUGGGGACAAACAUCUCCUUUUGUCAGAAAAUGGUGCGAAAAUUCUGCCUCGGCGAAACGUAAAUGUCACAACCUUGAGCAAGCAACAAGAGGGCAACUUCGGCAGUCGGACGCGCAAAAAGCGCCGUAGGGGCAAGGAGGAGUCGGGAGGUUCCGAUGUUAAGGACCGCCUGCACGAGAUCACCGAGGACAGUCGAGAGAACGAGAUAAUGGGCAAGCGGGAUCGAUCGCCGCGAAAAAGGAGCGAUCCUUUCUCAAAGUUGCGGCCGAAGAAUCGGGAGGCGCGAAAGUCUCGUGCGGAACGGCGAAGGCGGAAAAAGGACAGGAAGGAGCGAAAUAGAGGAAGCGGGAAGGAUACGCGGCGGAAUGACAGACGACAGGAUGUCGCGCGACGAAAGCGCAAGAGGAAGACGCACGAUGGCGGUCUAAGUGGACGUGUUCUCGAUAAACUCGACCUCGCCGGGACCAACACGUCCGAGACGACGAUAGAAAAUUCGUCCAGUUUCACCCCCGAUCGCGCCUCGUUGACAGAGGCCAUCGUCACGACGACGUCGUCGAGUCUUCAACGUCAUCCAACUCUCGAGACGACGAGAAGACUGACGAGAACGACGCCACGUCGUGGCGUUUACGCAGCCGACACGGUGGAGAGGGAAUUCUCCAAGCAGCUCGAGAUGGAGAUCUCCAAGUCUGCCUUGAAGGACUCCUCAAUUCUGGAUGAUGGUAUUUUCGAUACCCCUCCGAAGAAAUCGACUGUACGGAAUGCAGCAGCAAAGGAAGUCAACGGGAAAAGCGUGAAUCAGGAUGCUGUCGCUUCGUUGGAGGGCAAAAUUGAUUUCAAGAGCUCACAUUACGACGCCGAGAGGAUGCUGGGCUACUCGAGGACCGAGGAGGAUCUACCGAUUCUGGAUCUGGAGAACGAGGUACUGGAGAGGACCCUGAAGGACUACAACGCUUACAUGACGUCGCGGCUGAAGCCGUUGUCGUUGCCGCGUUACGACGAGCUGCCGAUCCGUCGCAAUUCCGGCACUCAUCCGCCGAGGAAGCCGAUAAUUAAUUCCGAGGAGAGCGUCGAGGAGAUCGGCGACGGAAACACGGAAGUCACAGACGUAACGGGAGCGAUGCAGGACGACAGCAGCAUGAAAGGGGACUUAACUUGCAUAAACGGGACGUUCCUACCGGCGCCUUUAUCUCGUCACGCGCUGAUCAAAUAUGUAAAGUCCUCGACCCCGGGCCACGAGUAUUUGGAAGCCGAUUACGAGUGUGUGCCAGGCUACGGUAUGGUAUCCUCGGCGAGCCGAUUAGUCUGCAGAAAUCGUCAGUGGGUCGGACAGGUGCCAAAGUGCGAGAUCAAGCAAAACCCGAAUAGGAUGUGCGCCGAGGUAUCCUGCGAGCACGUUUGCAACGAAAUUAACGGGCGUCCCGUCUGUUCCUGCUACGAGGGAUUCAGAUUGGACGGCCGCAAAUGCGUCGAUAUCAACGAGUGUUUACUGAACAACGGUCAUGGUCCCUGUCAGGACACCUGUCGAAAUCUCAUGGGAGGAUAUGAAUGCUCCUGCGAGAAUUUGCAAGACGCGUCGCUAACUGCCGACAAUCACACGUGCGAACAUAACAAGCACACUGGUCCAUGCAGUGUUAACAACGCUGGAUGCUCUCACACGUGUCUGUCCACGAUGGGUCGGGUGUUUUGCCUUUGCCCCGACGGCUUCAUGCUCGAGGACGACUGGAAGACUUGUCAAGACGUGGACGAAUGCUCGGUGCCGGAUCUUCAGACGGAGCUGUGUCGCUACGGGUGCAUUAACACUCCGGGCUCCUAUCGAUGCGCAGAACCUAUGGAGCUGAAGGAUCAACCGGUCCUGGACAGCCUGUCCAUCACUUGCCUGCCGGGUUACGAGCAGACCUCCCACGGGUGCAUCGAUAUCAACGAGUGUGUGGUUGAUAAUGGCGGAUGCAUGGAGGUAUGCGAGAACACCGACGGGAGCUUCUUCUGCGCCUGUGACGGGGACGAGAAGGCCCUGUCAUCCGACGGGAAAUCCUGCGUAGACAUAAAUAGUAUCGCGUGCCUGCCGUUAAAUCCGGUCGAUCGCGGCUAUUUAAUAUGCUCCCGAUCAGCCACAUCCAAGUUGUGGCGCGACAGGCGAAAAGUGCCCAAUCGACCUAGCACGAGGUGCUUCCUGAAGUGCCCCCGUGGGUAUCAGCUUCGCGGUGAGUACGAGUUGACCUGUCGAUCCGACGGCACCUGGGACGGACCGCAGCACGGAAAAUGCGUCAGAUAUAGCAAGCCCCGAUUGGAGUGUCCGAAGGACGUCGUAGCCGAAUUACCGCCUGGCAGGGACGAGGCAUUCGUGACCUUCGAUCAACCGGCGACCGAUCUCGAUUGGUUUCGAUACGUGCGAUCGAAGCCUUCCUGGGGUACGCGACUCGAAGCCAAUCUGGAGCCUGGGAUGCACGAGGUCACAUUUUUCGCGCGACACCCGGUAUCGAAGAAGCAGGCCAGCUGUGUAUUACGCAUUAUCGUCAAAGGUGGCGAGGCCCCGAAAGUUAACAAUUGUCCGAGAGACAUCGAGGUCGUCGGGAGGAACGGAACGGCGAUCAUGUGGACGGAGCCGACCUUCACGGAUAACGUGAAAGUGACGCGAAUCAGCAAUAAUGAGAGUCCAGGUCGUCGCUUCGACAUCGGCGGUCACAGGAUCGAGUACGAGGCGAGCGACGACGCCGGUUGGUCGAGCAAGUGCGUCUUCGUCGUGGUCCUUCGUCAGGGAUAAACGGCCGGAGGGGUGCGACGGGGAAGAAUCAGGGACGCGAGAGCAAGAGGAAGGAGGAAGAGAGAAGAGAGAAGAGAGAGAGAAAGAGAGAGAAACGAA